Closterium sp. Yama58-4 is the source of this 1809-nucleotide messenger RNA. The record is from the annotation of a GenBank genome assembly. NCBI's taxonomy places the organism in Eukaryota, Viridiplantae, Streptophyta, Zygnematophyceae, Desmidiales, Closteriaceae.
AUGGCUCCGGGGCUGGUAGUGCUCUCAAAUCUUGAUGAGGACGAGGACGGCGUGCAGCCCGUUGAGGCAACGGCCACUACUGACCUUGACCGCUGCACACGCCGAAUUGCGCGGCAGGCAACCGAGACCUUGGUGCAAUUUGCACAUGCCAGAGGCAUUCUGCCCCGUGAGCUGCUAGAGCACCUCGAAAUUGGCAACCCUGUCGUUAUUGACCGUCUCGAGCGUGCUAGCAGGGUGAUGGUCGAUCUGAACAUGCCCGCUGAAGACCGCACGGAAGAGGAUUGGAACGCCUCUAACACCAUUGAAGACGAGGCGGAACUGCUGGCUAUGGCUCUGUUGGAGGUUGAGUGUGGGGGGAGGUUUGCCCCCAACCACCGAAUGAAGCUCACAUGUUGCGUGAGCUGCAGGUUUCGAACCGCGGCGAUGUACGACACGUCGGCGGUACCGAUUUUCACGGGACAAAACUACUCCGCGUGGAAGUUUAAGUUCCAAGUGCUCAUGAUGGAGCGGGGACUUUGGGGUCUCUUCGAUGGGACGGAGAAGAAGCCGGACGACGAGAGCGACAUCGCGGCUUGGAAGAAGAAGGACCAAAAGGCGUUCGCUACGCUAAUCUCGCGGAUCGGCAUCAACCUCGUGAGCUCGGUGCGCACGUGCAUCAAGCUCGAAGCGUCGGCGCAUGAGGCGUGGAAGCGGCUCGAGACGAUUCACGUAAACAAGACCCUCCAUGGCAAGAUCCUAGCCCGGAACGCGUUCUACACGGUGAAGUUGCGCGCGGGCGAAUCGAUGCACGAGUAUGCGACUCGUGUGGAGGAACUUGGGGAAACGUUCGUAGACCUCGGUGGAACGGUCACGGAGGAGGAUUGGAUUUUGACCUUGCUUUGCGGUCUUCCGGAAGAGUGGUCGACGGUGAUAACGACACUCGAUAGCGUGCAAGACACUUGGACAAAGGAAACGGUGGUCGGUCGGCUUCUCCAUGAGGAAUCGCGUCGCCGACAAUUCGCUAAUGAGAGCGUGGAGACCGCCAUGUUCUCCGGAGGGAGUUCCGGAGGAAAGUCCAAGUGGAGCAAGGGUGCGACGAAGAAGUCGUACGGUGGAAGCGAUCGCGGCAAGGGGAACACAUCAAACGGCGCGAGCAAGUGCCACUAUUGCGGCAAAGCGGGACACUUUUGGCGAGAGUGUCGGAAGCGUCCGAGCGAUUGGACUCCAUCAAAGGCGCGGAACCAAGAGGGCAAUGCGCACACGGCAUCCGGCGAGGCGGAUGAUACAAGGGAGUCGAUCGUGUUAUUGGCCGGUGACGGGACCAACACUCCAAACGACGCGUGGUUCCUUGACACCGGCGCAACACAACACAUGAUGCACUCGGCAUCAUUCCUCACCAACGUUGGUGCACCCGUAGACGUCACGCGCGUCGUCUUCGGAAACGGCAAGUCGCUACCGGUGGUCGGAGUUGGGAGUACGCGUCUCAUCGUCGAUGGCGGACCGGUGGACAUCACGAACGUGCUUCACGUCCCGGGAUUGAAGGUGAAUCUACUCUCCGUCACUCAACUCGCGAAGAAGGACGUGAAGGUCACCAUCGAUGGCGCGACGAUGAACCUCUUUUGGAAGGGGAAGCAAUUCGCACAAGGCGUUCUCAACGGAGAACUUUACCAACUCAAGACGCACCCGGGAGUGGCUUCAUCCAACGUGGCGCAAGGUUCCAAGGCGACUCUCAAGGCGUGGCAUAAUCGACUUGCGCACGCCAACUACGACUCGGUCAAGGAGUUGGUCAACAAAGGACUCGCCAAGGGACCGAACGUCACCCCUCGCUAA